AUGGCGCCUGGUACUGAGGGUCUCACAGAUUUACAGAGAGAUAUUUUUACAAAAAUCAGCAAGAAUGAGGUGUGCGAGCUCAAAACAUUACUGGCACCAAAUAAAGUCAAAAUGGAUUUUGUUGACGAGAAUGGCAUGAGCCCUCUCCAGCACGCCUGUUACAAAGGAAACGUUGAAAUCGUGCAGAUGCUACUCGAUCAGGGCGCUGAUGUAAAUGCGUGUCAACACGAGCAUGCGUAUACCGCGCUUCAUUUUGCUGCUUUAAGUGGUAACGCAGAGUUGUGCCAUCUUCUAAUGUCUCAUGGUGCACGUUUGACAGCGAUGAACAGUGUGGGCAGAACAGCUGCUCAAAUGGCAGCAUUUGUGGGAAAUCACAAUUGUGUAGCGACCAUUAAUAAUUUCAUUCCAAAAGUUGAUAUAGAUUUUUACAUUAAGCCGCAGGGUUUACAGACAGAACCCAUGCUACCACCACAUUUAGCAGAUUAUUUUCAUAAAUUCAUAAUGCAAGUCAAUGUUAACCCUGUACGCGUGGCCAUAAAUUUACAGAGAUUCCCAGCUCUCUUGGAGAAUGCAGCAAAAGUACAAAAAGUAUUAGAAUCUAUGCGCUACAGAGAAAUGACACGAGGCGCUGAAACGAAUGAGGUGAUGGCAUUCAAAUAUCAUUAUUUGAGUUGCGUCGUGGACGAAGUAUUGAAAUGUCAAAAACGGCAAGAGGCUAUGAAAGCAGAGAAAAGCGAAAAGAAUACCGAGGAGAUCGAAGAGAAGAAAUCGGAUACUGUGGAGCUUUUGGUACGGAGAUUUUUAAAGUGCAGCAAGAACGACGGCUUACCGGAAUAUCAGGAAGCAUUUCUGAGGGAAUCCGUGAGGGAAUUCCCGUUCAGAGAAAGUACGAUUUUUCGCCAGAUGGUUGCCACCCUAGCGAGCAGAGACCCACCGUCCGCUGUUUCCGUAGUUUCUGCCGCGAUCAACGGACAACGCGGCUUCAACGAUAAUGCUCAGAUUUGCGUAACUUGCGGAGAGGAUAAGGCUGUAAAAAAAUGUAGUAAAUGUAAAGCGGUACAAUAUUGCGACAGAGAAUGCCAGAGAUUGCAUUGGUUUAUGCACAAAAAAGCUUGCGCCAGACUAGGACAGUCGUCUAAUAAUGGAAAAGCCACGGAUAUAGAUAAAGAGCAGAUUACCAAUGUUGUCGGUUCUAGACUACAAAAUUUAGCUGUUAAAUAAGUAUACAUCGUAUAUAUACAGAUCUAAUGUCAGUGAAAUUCGGCUGAAAAAAAGGAAACUACGCGUUUACUUACAGAUCUUUGCUUUGUAUAUAGUCAUUCGUGUGUAGAAUUAGCACGUUUUUGUGUGACCGUGUCUAUCGUAUCUAAGAAGUGAAGUAACAGUGUUAUUAAUUUCGCUUAUUUGAGAUCGUUGAAAUUGAAUAAUUUCUAUCUUAUUUUAGAUGUAGUCCGCUAAACAUUUACUUCAGUCUCCGAUAUCUGACAAGCGGCCAAAAUCACCAAAGAAAUUGUACAACUAAAAUCAAAUUCUUAGAGAGGAUUCACACCUUGGCGGAAAAGCAGCAGCCAAUCGGAAUUCUGAUUAGUCGAUAAUUUUUGCUUUAUCUACUACUUACUACCAGCGCAAGUUCCGAUUGACUGCUGCUUUCUGAAUUCUCACGAGUCAUUUGGUAUAGAAGAAAUAAGUAAAAUUGUGGAGUGGAGAGAUAUUCCCGAUAUGCUUUUAUAACAUCAUCAUCAUUUCGAAUUAGGUUAUUAUUUUUAUUGGAUGCAUAUGCUAAGUUAGAAACGCAUCUGUCAAAUAUUUUAGAACUAUUAUGUAAGCCUUUACAAUGAUCUCUGUCAUUGUUGGAAUAAAGAACAUUAUUACUGAUAACAAUGUUAGUUAUAUUAUCUUGUAUAUUUCAUACUGUUAAUUCUGUUAUAAAUAUUUGUAGUUCUUGUCACAUACUCAAAUUGAUUAAAAGUCAAAUAAUGGGAAAAAUGACUCGGGGAAAGUGAAAUUAAUGGGAUUC
Messenger RNA from Dinoponera quadriceps, 2017 nucleotides. RefSeq names its product ankyrin repeat and MYND domain-containing protein 2. The record is from RefSeq and is a predicted model, not a curated record. Lineage: Eukaryota; Metazoa; Arthropoda; Insecta; Hymenoptera; Formicidae. Gene Ontology annotation, molecular function: protein binding. The transcript is spliced from 3 exons. Bases 1 to 1221 code for a protein of 406 amino acids.